AAAUAUAUUUGGUACAUUAAUUAUUGAAAUUUAUUCCUGUGAAUCUUUAAUUUCAUUGGGUGGGUAACCUCUCUGUUUCUGUCUAAAAAUGUUUACACGUGAUACCGAAGCGUAUUUUCGAGCCUUCCAUAAAAAAUCAAGUUGGAGUACAGAGACUGAAAAGUGGAAUGAAUGUGGACUAUUUACAACUACAACAGUAGUAAGUCUUGAACUCGUGGAUAGGUCAUAAAAAGACUAUUUCAGUUUUAGCACAAUAUGGUGAGCACCUACUGAGUAGCAUAAAAAGGAACAAUAGUCUUGAAUAAACAAAUUUACAAAUUCAUAUACUCAAGAUGUAAUCAUUUUCAUUCAAUGUAAUCAGCCAACAGUCAAAUACUCGAAUGCAGAUUUGAGAUUUUUAUAAAAUAUAAUAUAUUAUAUUAUUUCAUCUGUACCUAUUAUUAUAAUUAAAAGCUUAAAAUUCUGUUAUUUUCAAUGUAAUGUAUUAUGUAAGAUGACAAAUAUUUUUCAUUGCAUAUGAAAAUGGUAGCCAGUAGCGUUGCUUUAAAAAGAAAUCAAAUUUUUUAGUUUCAUUGAGCACAACUCUGCAAAAUAUGACUUUCAACUUCACUCAUCUUCACACUGUACUGUUCACUGUACUGUUAUUGGAUUCAAUAAUAUGAAAACUCUAGCGUUUUGCUGUGGUCCAGACCGUAACUCACCAGUUGUUUGACAGCAAAUUUUUGGAUCAGAAAUGUUUUGCUGUAAUGGCUUUAGGAAGCUGUGUGUUCAAAUGCGCAGUUUGCACGUGCAGCAGUAUGGAAAAUGUAAGCAAUAUUCAUACACUCGUCUCAUGCCYACCACCAGCCAUUGGUACCGGUCUCCACUUGUGGUCAACAGUAGAAUUAGUCAUCUGCAGUCAUGCAAAAAAUAUUUUAGUGUUUCACCUGUCAACCGUUUUCCAUUGCCUCCAAUAGCGGCAAUAGUGAUCCGUUCAUUUGCYAAGUUUUUUGCUAUGAUGUUGGGCAUACGUAUACGCCGRUGGUGGUCAAAGCUGAGUGCAAAAGAGAAGCAACAGUUUUGGUACAAUGUACACAAACGUCGGAAGCAAAUAACUGCUACAAUAGCUAGUGUCAUUGGUUUGUUUCUUGUGUACUGUGCUGCUCACAUGGAGUUUGACCCAAUAACUGGUAGACGUCGGUUAAUUCUUUUUACACAUCAACAAAUGGUAGAGCUAGCAAAUUCAAUUUCUAGAGAACUGUUAAGUGAAAACCAACAAGCUGUGUUAAGUACAUCACAUCCACUUUACAAACGAGCUUUGUCCAUAGCAAUGUUGGUAAUCAAUGCCAAUAAGCCAUUUGACCGUUUACAAAAUCGAAAAUGGUCUUUGGUAGUCGUCAACGAUCCAAGAAUUAACGCUAUGGUUUUACCAAACGGCAUGAUAAUAGUAUUCACAGGGUUACUUUAUGCAGCUAAUGACGAGCAAGUUGGUGUGGUUUUGUCGCACGAAAUUGCACACUGUUUUCUUGAUCAUCAUGCAGUACGUUUAAGUCUAGAACAUUUACUUGAAGUGCUUUGGCUUAUACCACUUACUAUAAUGUGGGCUGUGUUUCCAAUACCAGAAGCUAUUUUGGGUUAUGUAUUUGGUCAUUAUUUUAAAAGCAUAGCAAUGUUACUGCCUUAUGAACGUGAACAGGAAAUUGAGGCUGACAAGUAUGGCUUGAUGCUAGCAGCUAAUGCGUGUAUUGAUGUUCGUCAAGCACCAAUUUUCUGGAAGCGAAUGGAAAAGCUUGAUCCAAAUAAUAAUGAGACAUGGUGGUUGUCUACACAUCCAAGUCACAAAAAACGUGUCAAAUAUAUUGAAGACCUUUUACCAUAUGCGUUACAAUUAAGGCAACAAAAUGGAUGUCCAUCCUUAGAUAGAAGUUACUGGUCAAGAUUCUCAUUGUUUUAACAAUAAAGAAUUGUAGUUCAAAAAUGAUAAAUUGCUUAUAAUAAUAUGGUGCUUAUUGUAUUAGUUAAUAAUCAUAAUUUUGUCAUGAAUUAUGAUCAUAGCAUUCUGAUAAAUCGUUUACAUUCACAAUUUAAAUUAUUGUUGCCAUAAGUUACUUUUGUUUUUUGUAUUUUAUAAUGAUACAAUUUUGUGUAAUGGUGGAUUAGUGAUAAUUUUCACUACACAAAAUAUAAGUCUAAGCAGACUUCAAUAUUUUACAUAUUUUUUAAUAAAAGAAAAAUUUUCUUGRUACUUAUGUAUUAUGUAUCAACUAAAUAUGUUCAGUUUACAAAUGCCACAUACUCUUAGUCUUUAAAUAUUUAUAUUAAUAUAUUAUUCAUACAAUUAUUAUAAUUCUGUGGACUGUGAUGAUUAGAAAUAAUUAGCUUGGCUAWAUAUAACUUUCUUUUAAAAUAUAUUUGCCGGUUGUGACUACUGACUGCUUUGUCAAUCUGUCAGUCUCGCUAUGUAUAUUGUAACUUUAACCAAAACACUAUUAUUGUGUAUAAAUUGUAACUAUAUUUUGUUUAAAAAACAAAU
Messenger RNA from Diuraphis noxia (Russian wheat aphid), 2512 nucleotides. RefSeq names its product metalloendopeptidase OMA1, mitochondrial-like. Lineage: Eukaryota; Metazoa; Arthropoda; Insecta; Hemiptera; Aphididae. The record is from RefSeq and is a predicted model, not a curated record. Gene Ontology annotation, cellular component: mitochondrial inner membrane. Gene Ontology annotation, biological process: mitochondrial protein processing; protein quality control for misfolded or incompletely synthesized proteins. Gene Ontology annotation, molecular function: metalloendopeptidase activity.